CUUUGUUAAGGUUUUUCCUAAAAAUUUUCUUGGAACAAGAAUUAGUACUGCGACCAAGCAACACGCAAAGAGAGAGAGAGCAGCGUAGCAGAGUAAGAAUGAGCGAAGCUCCGAAACUCUUCACCAGCAAACCUAAGAAAGCACAGCUGAAACAUCAACAGCAACAUACAUCACCACCGUCGGCGUCGGCGUCGGCGUCGUCCAUGGGGACUCAAGCUACGUCCAAGGCUCCGACUCCACCUCCUCCUCCUCAACUGCCCAAGGAGUCGUUCGCCCGUCGUUACAAGUUCCUUUGGCCUCUUCUCUUGACUGUCAAUUUGGCCGUUGGAGCUUACCUUUUCAUGAGGACAAAAAAGAAAGAUGGAGGGACAGAGGGAGAAGAGUCUCCAGAGGUUCCCUCUGCUCCUGUUGCAACUCCUACAGUAAGUGAAAAAUCACCUCCUCCUUUGCCGGUUAUGGCGCCUGUGAAGUUACAUGAUCCAAUACCCGAGGAUCAGCAACGUGAACUUUACAAGUGGUUAUUGGAGGAGAAGAGGAAGGUUAAACCAAAAGACGCAGAAGAGAAGAAUCGCAUUGAUGAAGAGAAAGCCAUUCUCAAACAAUUCAUUCGAGCCAAAUCCAUUCCAAGCUUGUAAUUACUUUUUUUUUUUUGAACUAGUAGGCUUGUAGUUGAAGUCCUUCAGUAUGCUGACCAUGUGAAUUUGCAGAACCACUUGGAAUGGAUUGAUAAUGGCUUUAGUUUGUGAUUCAUUUACUUUCAUCUCUCCGUGGCUGGCUUAAGGCCGUAUUGGUGUCUGAAGGUGAAAGUGUUAGCAGUGACUAUUUUAGGUCCGGCGUAAUGGUCGGUUCUCCUUGUAUAGCCCACGUCAGCUUUUCUUAGCUCCUUUCUAAGAGAAUUCUUUUGAGUCGAUACUAAUU
This is a messenger RNA of Ilex paraguariensis (yerba mate), 918 nucleotides long. NCBI's taxonomy places the organism in Eukaryota, Viridiplantae, Streptophyta, Magnoliopsida, Aquifoliales, Aquifoliaceae. The record is from the annotation of a GenBank genome assembly.